Messenger RNA from Xyrichtys novacula (pearly razorfish), 11979 nucleotides. NCBI's taxonomy places the organism in Eukaryota, Metazoa, Chordata, Actinopteri, Labriformes, Labridae. The record is from the annotation of a GenBank genome assembly.
UUAUUUUGAAGGUGUGACCGGAUAUGGGGUCUUUUAUUUUUCUCCUUUAUGUUGGUAUUCGACCUGGGCCGUGAGGUUACGGAGGAUCCAGGACUACCUUUGACUUCUUUAGUGAGAACCAGUCAGUCUGCUGUUGUUACUCCUGUAAUAUCUUCGGAUUAUAAUCCUCGACAAUCUGCUGUUCGGCCUGUUUUAAUCUGACUGCUGUAACAGACUGACCUCCUGAUGGCGGCUGUGAGGAGCAGCAUGAACAAACUGUAUGGACUCUGUUUCCAUCACGCAGCUGGACUGAAGGCACCGAGACUGCUCCAGAACCGAGCCUUCAGAGUCGGGGUGAGAACAGAACCGAGACUUUAGUCCUGUUAGUGAGAUAGUCCGGAAUAAACAACGAUAAAGGUCUUUAAAGACGUUAAAAAGGAGCACAGGAGCCUCGUAAACUGAGGCCUAACGCCAAAUAACGUGAGGUUAUGUUAAAAUGAUGAAAGACAAAGUGUAAAUAUUGUUUUAAAAGAUGAAAUUAUUCUGUUCGGGUCGGGAGUAGAGAUGGUUAAUUGUAAAGGAUUCCUAAAAUCGCGAGGUUUCAUCUGUUAUCGCGAUAGGAUUUAAGUCAGCUACGUUAACCACCAACCUGUCAGGUACAAACACACACAGAGCAACGACCUGUAGACAAACUGUUGGUCCUAAACUUCUUUAAAUUAAAGUGUUUAACAGUCAAAGGUACAGGUGACUCUUUUACUCUCGUUCGUGUUUGUUUGUUGAGCCAAAAAGCCGGCUGCAAUCUGAGCCUGCUUCACUCUGAUUGGACGAGAGAUGGGGCGUGAGGAGGACACUUCCGGGGUUUUAGUCAGAAUAAAAAAAAAACUCCACCUGCUGUUUAUUAAAGGUGUCAGUUUAUAUCUAUGUAUCUAAUAACAAUAUCAUAACUUGGAUCAUUUUCUGUGAUUAAAACAGAAAAUGUCGAGUUUUUACAUUUUGACUGUUUUCUAUUAAACCUUAAAUAUCCUGUUAAUGUUUCUGAAAAUGAUGAUGAUAGUGUUUACACUGUUGAAAUAUGAUGAACCAAAGAGCAAAAACUACGACAGAGUAUUAGGGCCACAUUAAAAAAAACAAUAAUAAUAACACUUCGAGAUUAAAGCCAUUAAUUUACAAGAAUAAAGUAAUAAAUUAAGUACCUGCGAGGAUAAAGACAGAAUAAAGUCUUUUUUUUCUAACCAUUAUAUUGUUUAAGUUGACAGUUGUUGAAAUAAGAGCCAUUGAGCAUUUUCUGAAAAUAAAAAUCAAUAUUUUUAUAAUUUCUCAAACAAGGAGAAACUUUAUCUUUUGGCACAUCAGCACCACAUUAUCAUAAUUAUCAUAAUGAUUUUAUUAAGACUUUAUUCUCAUUAGUAAUGACUUUGUUCUCCUAAUGAACAAUUUUAAUCUCAAAGUCUUUUUUUUUUUUUUUAUGCUGCCCUAAUAUUUCAAAUUCAACUUUAUUUUUAUGUCACUUUUCAGACAAAAAAUGCAGUUCAAAGUGACUCAGAGAGGCCAAAAACAACAAUUAAACAAUAAAAUCCUCACUCACACACUCGCACAUACACACACACAAGCGCAAACAGUGUGAGAACUUAAGAACUUAUAUAUUGUUAGAGAGACAUGACCUGACACCUAGACAUGAUGUGAGGAAAGAGCUACAUUUGGGAAACACUGGAGAUAAAAGAUAAAAAUGGUAAAAGGAAAGAGAGUAAAACCUGAUGAACUAAAACAAGAAAAAAAUAUUAACUGAACAGAUAAGUAAGAGCUCUUUACCAUAUAUAAGGGGUAAAAGAAGUAAAAACCUCUAUUACAGGAAUUCAGAAAAAGACUAAGAAAAGAGACAUUUAAUAAAAUGAUGUAAAAUAAACAUGAAGAACUUUGAUUAAAAUGAAAAUUUGCGAUCAGAAAAAUAUAAAAAGAUAAUUAGUGAUAAGCCGGGUUAAAAAGGUGAGUCUUCAGCCUCUUCUUGAAAACAUCAACAGUCUCUGUGUCACUCCGUAAUAAAAAGAAAAAAACAUUUACACAGAUCUUUUUUGUGGUUGCAGAAGGGUGUUGAAAGAAGUAAUAACUGUAUUUGCGGUAAAAUGAUUCAUAAUCAUGUUCCACUUAGUCUUGGUGAACUUUUGUUGACUUUCUCUGUCUUUGUGGCGUCUGGUGUUUCUCUUUUUUUCAUAGUCUGCUGUUGAAAUAACUUCUUCAUUUACUCCUCCAGGCUGUUCACCACCAGCAGCCGUUCGACUCAUCCCUGGAAAAGCCACAGUUUCCUGGAGCCUCAGCUGAGUUUGUUGAUCACCUCGAGUUCAUCCAGCCCAAUGUUAUCUCUGGAAUCCCAGUGUACCGGGUGAUGGACAGACAGGGGAACAUAAUCAACCCUUCUCAGGACCCGCAGGUAAAACUAACUCACCUAACAAACCACGUCAUUGAGGGUUCAAUGAUGUGAGUUUUUGCUAAAAUGUUUUUUUUUGUUUGUUUUCAGCUCUCCAAAGAGACGGUCUUGAACUUUUAUCAGAAGAUGACUCUGCUGAACACAAUGGACCGCAUUCUCUACGAGUCUCAGAGACAGGUGUGUUUUCUUAUAGCAGUUACUGAUUUAACCCUGGGGCGGCUCAAAGCUGAUUACGGGUUUGUUAAAUUGUCUGUUUUAGGGUCGAAUCUCCUUCUACAUGACCAACUACGGUGAAGAGGGGACACACAUCGGGAGUGCUGCUGCUCUGGACCCAAAUGACCUCGUCUUUGGCCAAUAUAGAGAAGCUGGUAAGUGUUUGAGAAGAAUAGUUUUCAGGUUCUACGGAGGUAGCUCUCCUUAGGAUUGCACUUAACCCAAUAGUUAGUGUUUUUGUAAUAUUGCUGCAGGAAUUUCAGAACUUGUUAAAAUGAUUCAGCAUGAAAAUCAGUGAGUUUGUGAUCUCGUUUUGAAGCAAAAGCAGAAAAAAAAACUUCACAACCUGAGCAUGAACCCUUGAAAUGAGUCUAGAAAGAGGUGCAAAUGUUUAACAAAAUGAUUUUAAAAGGGAAACAGAGCUGUCAGGAUUAGUUUUGGAUUCAGAUACUUCAGAUACAUCAUCACAUAAGGAAGAGUACACAUCUCUAUGAUUCGUUUUGACAGCAGUAUCCAGGAUUAAACGCUGUGAUCUUAUUCAUACAUUUGCUGUAGAGCUGCAGGUUUCAUCUGUGCUUUAAACUUUAUCAACUACACAUCACUUCAGAAGAACUUCCACCUUCUACCAGAACUUCUUCUGAAUUUCUGAAGAGCCCAUCUUCAUUGUCUAACUUCCCUUAUUCUGUUCUUCCUCUGAAGUAACGCUGUGCAACAUGCUUUCUCUACUUCUUGCUGCCAUCUUUGUGUUUCCUCUGGACCUCUGCUCCACUCUGUUGCUUUCUUCUGUAUCCAUGUAACCUCUUCACUAAUGAGUUCCCUGGGUAUUAACGUUGUCAUAACUCCCUGCAGGAGUGUUGAUGUACCGCGGUUUUCCUCUGGAUCUGUUCAUGGCUCAGUGCUACGCCAACGCAGACGACCUCGGAAAGGGCCGGCAGAUGCCCGUUCACUACGGCUCCAAGGAUCUGAACUUUGUCACCAUCUCCUCUCCUUUGGCCACUCAGAUUCCACAGGGUGAGUUCUAAACACGUGUUUAAAACCCGAGGACAAAUACACACGAGUAGAUGUGUAUUCAUACCUCGUAUGUUUGUUUCAGCUGCUGGAGCUGCUUAUGCCGUCAAAAGAGAAAACAUCAACCGAGCUGUAAUCUGUUAUUUUGGGGAGGGGGCCGCCAGCGAAGGGGACGCACACGCCGGCUUCAACUUCUCAGCCACCCUGGAGUGUCCGCUGAUAUUCUUCUGCCGUAACAACGGUUAUGCCAUCUCCACCCCCACCAACGAGCAGUACAGAGGAGAUGGCAUCGGUGAGGAGCCGUCUUCUGGUCUUGUGAAGUAUCUGUUUCCAAAUCCUCAGCUGCUGUCGUGUAAACAUGUCCCUAUCCUCUCUUAAUGAACAGCUGCUCGUGGUCCAGGUUACGGCAUGCUGUCAAUCCGCGUCGAUGGCAACGAUGUCUUCGCUGUGUACAACGCUACUAAAGAGGCGCGCCGCAGAGCUGUGGCUGAGAACCAGCCCUUCCUCAUCGAAGCAAUGACCUACAGGUGAGCUGACCCUGAGGGGGCAAAAAUGAACUCUACCUUACCCCCAAUUUCCACCUUCAUCCUGAUCGUCUCCUAAAAGGUCAUAUCCUCUGAUCGUAACCAUUCAAGUUAACGUGUCAAUUUACACCGACUUCUUUCCGUUCCACUGCGGAUCACAAGAGUUCUAUUUUUUCUGGACGCCGGAGCAUGGCGGAUAAAUUCAGCACAGAUUAACCCGCGCUGGAAAGGAAGUCGGGCACAGACACAAAAUAAAACAUCCGGAGGAUCGUAUUUCACACCAUGCAAACGGGCGGAGACGAACAAGUGAAAGGUUUUUAGACGUCAUUUCACCCCGAUGACACCAUGGAUGAGGAGAUGCUGAUUCUAGAAGUCUAGAAGUAGAUUUCCUCCUCUGGAAGGACACAAUCUACGGCUUAUAUGGUUAGCCUCUGUGGUUAGAAACAACUCGUUAUCGCGCGAUUGAACGUGAUUACUGCUGUUUGUAAUCCGCCACGAAAUUGGCCUCACCAACAGAUUCGGUAGGAAUUGGUGGACUGAUCGGAGCUGUUCCGAAUUGGGGGUUAGUGUCGGAUCUACGCUGUAGCUCUGCUCAGAAAACAAUGCUGACUGAAUCCGAGUUUAUUAUGUUCGAUUUAGAGCUAAAAAUGGGAAGUAGAGGUAGAUUAUGCUGCGAAUAUAACAAAAAAGAAAAGUGAGUUCACAUCAGAGGAGGCAGAUUUAAAGGCUGCUGAGACAGAGGAUGGGGGACUGAUACCGGAAAUAUCUACCACUAAGCAGACCAGCGACCACUGACAGGAUUUGCUAUCUGGGUCGGUGGUCUUCUGAAGAGGUGCAGAGCUAUAAUGGCCUGUCUACGUUCUGGUUACUAAUGUGGGUUCAUUCUAGUUUUUAACUUAAUUAAAAUUAAACCAGUCUAGUCUAAUGUAAAUAUAGAACCUAAUAAAAAGCUUCCUAUAAACAGUGGCUUUGACUUUUUAAGUCAGCAGUUAUGUUGUGGGUAAAGUGUCUCAUGAAUAAGAAAACCACAUCCUUUAAGUGUCUGCAGUUAUUUUCAGUGUCAACAUACGACCUUCAGCGCUGCUCCGGGGUCAUUCAUUAACAUUCAAAAUAAAUAAUAGUUUGAUUUGAAGUCGCUGCCCUGAAAAUGCUCCCCAUAAAAGGGCAAAUGGAGGAUAAUGAUUCUGUUGUGUCUCCAGGAUCGGUCAUCACAGCACCAGCGACGACAGCUCAGCGUACCGUUCAGUAGACGAGGUGAACUACUGGGACAAACAGGACCAUCCCAUCUCCAGGCUGAGACACUACAUGACGACACGCGGCUGGUGGAGCGAGGACGACGAGAGGAGCUGGCGCAAACAAUCCCGCAAGACGGUCAUGGAGGCCUUUGAGAGGGCUGAAAAACGCCAAAAACCCAAUCCUGAACUGCUGUUUUCAGACGUGUACGAGGAGAUGACCCCCGCUCUGAACAAACAGAAGGAGGCCUUGUCGCGUCACGUGCAGCAGUACAAAGAGCACUAUCCACUCGACCUGUUUGAUAAAUACCUGCCCUGAGAAGGUGGAACAGGAUCUCGGUUGGUGAAGAUUAAGACUCGGAUAGAAGUGCUGCACACUCGUAGCUCUAGUCACAAAAUCAUAGUUUUGAUAUGACAAGUCAUCUCUUCCUUCACAUCCGGUGGGGGAGAGGGGAAGAUUGUGCUUUCAGAAAUAUCUACUACAUGCCUCUGGGUUUGGUGCCUUAAGUUAUAAUAGAUCGACUGUCAGUUAUUAAGCUCCUCUUGAAGUGCUCAAUCACAAUUUAACCACUUGAACUUCACAAAUGACCUUUUUUCAAGUGCAGUGAGAAAACGUUUGUUGUUGUUUGACUACAGAUGCAGAAAAUAGAAACCAAUAAUCCAAGCAAUAAACCGCUACAGUUUAACCCCCUUUGUGUAGGUGUCCCCUCUCUGUAACGGUCUGUUUAGGUGGUCGUGGUCUUUUAAAGGCAUCCUUGUGUAUCAUUAAGGUGACUAAUUCAACUUUCCUGUGGUGGUGGGUUUUUAGUGUACAUACUCAAAGUUGAAGUGGGUUUGUAUGCUGUAAUGCUGUUACACACUCAUUAACAAAGUGGGAAAUCCCUGUAGGGUUCGUGUUUUAUGUUUGCUGUUUUGAGGAAAAUAAAGUGUGUCUGUUGAAAUAGUUUCUGUGUGAUUUCUUUUAUUCAAACUCAUUAGAAAACAGUCAUUGAGUUAAUGAUGAGAGAAUACAUGAGUGAAAUAUCCUCGUCCUCCACAGUGAAAGUGGCUGCGUUCAUAGUCUCGCUCCAAGCAUAACUCUGCAUGUUUAAAGGUGGGGUGGUCAGGAUCUGAGGAAGUGCCAUUUUUUUAGGAGAAAUCUUAAAUGUAAACUCUACCCCUCCCAAGCCCCGCCCACAAACAGACGCUCCUGCUCGCUCGUAUCGUUCCAAUUAAAUUCAGAUACAAUGCAGAUAAAUACUUCAGAUCAUUACAAAUGGGGCCCAGUCAAGGUGAAAGUCAAAAGCAUUGGUGCUACUGUAGAUGCCAACAGAAAACACAAUGUUUGCAGGACUUCUACAACGAGGAUAAAGUGACAUAGUCCAGGACCCGAGGGAGGACAGUUUAGCGAUGGCGCUACAACACGCUACAGCAGGUCCGUUUGACAAGAAACACUUCUGUUACAGACACUUGUCUUACUUUGUUAAAGCGGUUUACCUGUCCAGCAGAAAGGUUACAGGGUCACCAAGAUCCCCAAGCGUCCCCCAUCGUUUAUGUUGACCCGGCUUUUUAGCUCUUGUCCGGUCUACCUCCGUUUUAAGCGCCCGUUAUUCCUCCAGAAUCUCCGGUAUUUACUUUGUUUUCUUGCUUGUGUCGGCAGUCGUGGCUAAAGGAGGAUUCAGACAAUUUUCCGAACUUUCUGGUUGGUUUCUACUGUCCGAUAUUGUAGCACGCUAACUUUGUUUGGGCUCCUGAACGACACGGGGGAGCAGCGUCUGCCUCACAACCAAUCAGGUUAGAGGAGGUGGAGAACGGCUUUGUUUACAGUCAGAAAGAGCGGACCACUCAGAAUUUCAAAUGUUGACUACACAGACAUAAGUACGAGGGAGUAUUGGGGCCACAUUAAGAAAAAAAAUUAGGACUUCAAGAUUAAAGUCAUUAAUUUACGUGAAUAAGUCAUGACUCACAAGAAUAAAGUUGUAGUAAAUCAUACCUUAGAAGAAUAAAGUCAUAAUUAACUACUACUACUACUAUACUCAUGAUAACGUGGUGCUGAUGUGUCAAAAGAUAAAGUAUCUCCUUGUUUGAGAAACAUAUAUUGAAGUACAUUUUCAGGAAAUGCUCCAUGGCUCUAAUUUCAUCAACAUUAACAAAAGGUUUGAAUAUAAGGACUUUAUCCUGACUUUACUCUCUUGAGUGAUUACUUUAUUACGACUUUAUUCUCUUAAGUAUUUUAUUACGACUUUAUUCUCGAAGUCUUACAUCUUUUUUCUUAAUGUGGCCCUAAUACUCCGUCGUACAUAGGAGAACACAGCGACUGAUAUAAAAAGCUUUUUUUAUAUAUACACCACAAAAAAAAGAUGCUUUAACCUGCCUACCCCACCUUUAAUAUUGGCUCAGCAGCUCACAGUAAAAAAAACCUUCAAAUCCGACUAAAAUAUCUUGAAAAUGUACAAACAUUAGAUGAAAAAGUAGCUCCUCUUUUACUCCUGCCCUGUUUAACAAGUCAGAAAAGGGCUGUGGAUGCCCCUCCACAGCCUCUUUAUCUCCUGCGGGGAGCGUUUGUGAAUCAAGAUGAGAUCUUUAUGGACGCACACAUUCUCACGGUCCGCCUCUUUGAGGUCAAAGGUGUGGAAGCCGGGGUGUAUCUCAGGAGAAACUCCUAUGGCUUUAAAACACAUCCCUGUGUAGACGUCAUCGAUGGGGUAGAAAGGGAUAACAUGUGAAACUGAAUAAAGGGGUCUGAGUAGAGCUCCAGAAAUAAGAAGUCCACCUCCCCCGACGUACGCAGGGUAAGGUCCGUCAUAGAAGCUGAGAGGGAUGUAAUAUUUGCUUUUCGGGUCCCUGAUUGGACUUGCUGUGCUGAUGACGUGUCCACUAUACAACUUAGAGGCUUUUGUUGAAUCCAGAGACUGCAGGUAGCUGAGUAAGAGCGGUGUGUUGACAAAUACGUCAUCAUCUCCACUAAAAACAAAGUUCACAUGUGCACAGUGUUGAAGGGUCCACUGCAGGAGCACGUUCAUCUUCAGCGUCAGGUUUAGGAAGGAUUCCUGGAAGUCCCACUGCAGGAUGUCCCCAAAGAGUUGGGAUUCAAACGACAGGAGUGGGCUGAGGUCGGGGUCGUCGGCUUGGUGACUCCCCAUGAGGAACACUGUGCGAACUCUGAGCCCACUCUGCUUCACCCCCUCCUCCCCCCAGGUCUCCCGCACAGCCUGCCGCCGCUCAAAGUGUCCAGGAGUCGACUUGAUGGCAAAAAGCAGCAACUUCUCACCGUUCUUAUCCCCACCGGCAGAGACGCACUUCUUAGGUACGUUGAUCAGGACUGGCGGGGUCCUGCAGCCCAUGCCCUGCACAAAGUCCUGGAACAGGAAGUUGUAUAAAUUGAAGUCGUGCACAUUGAGUCUUAAAACCUCUUGAUGUACCACCUUACAGCUCGACCAAUCAGAGUCACGUCUGGAAGAAUUUCCUCCAAUGCCCUGAUUCUUGAGCGCCGAGUACAGCAGACGGUUCCAGUAUGCUCCAUUUUGAGGUAUGGCCUGUUUAAAGCUGUCAGAUAUGUUUUGAACUUCGAGAUGAGGCACAGUGAUGCUCUCCCGGACCUGGACCUGGUUCUGGACCUGGUCCUGAACCUGGACCUGGACCUGGUCCUGGAUGCUCAGAGGCCCCUCUGUUGGUUUUUUGUUAAUUGCAGCUCUGUGACUGUGGGUCAUCUCCAGAUGAAGGGAGGAGUAGAAAAAGACCAGCAGCAAAGAGACCAGGAGAAUCAUGGCAAUGAAGCUUCGUAAGUUUCUCAUUGGUUCGAGACGGUCCGGGUACCUGGUGUAUUCUGGUCUUUAGGUUUAUGUGGACCCUCCCAGGUGAAGCAUGGGACGUACCUGAAAAUUAGAGGUGGAACAAUUCACAAUCAAAUCAAUGUACUACACACCUGACCUUCAGCGGUGAUGUUUUUGACCGAAGUUGGAGACCAAAUAUAAAGGCGGCACAUUUACUCAAAUAACACCUAAUACCAAGAUUUAAAGGGAUAUUCAGGCGUAAAAUUAAGUUAGGGUCAAACACACCAUAACAUCGAGUUAGACACGCCCUCCAGAGAUGAAUGUUGUCGACCGCUUGCUUCUCUAGUUUUACCAACUUUAGUAACGACCGCAGGAUAGCAAUACAGAGAGCCACGCCCUCAACCAAAAUGCCACUCUGUAACCACAAAUAAUGCUCAGAACAGCACCUAACUUCAUCAACAGGACAUAUAGGGUCCCAGCCAUAAUACUAGACACCAAACAUCUUUUUAACUUUAAUUUCUUUAGCAAAGAGACUAAACACAACUCACCUACUCUCUUCCAGCAGCCGCUUGUUUGUAGCGAGACCUCAGGCCAGUCCAUUCCGGACUACAGCGGGGUGCCACAGCUCAAGGAAGAACAUUUAUGAUCAUUUCUUCAUUUCUUCAUCAUUUCUUCAUGGAAAUACAAUCAGAGAUGCUAAGACAGAAGAACUACCGCGUCUGCAGAGCAAAAUGAUUAAUAUGAUAAUUAUUACUUCAAGGAAAUGAUAAAGAAAUUAUCAUAAAUGUUCUUCCUUGAGCUGCGUCACCCCGCUGUAGUCCGUAAUGGACUAAUGGACUUAGGGCUGGGUGAGAAAACGAUAAUGACAUAUAUCGAAAAUUAAUUUCCCUCGAUAUCAAUUUAAAACAUGGUCAAUAUGCUUAUCGAUUGUCAGCAUUCUGCCAUGUUUUGGUAGAUUAUAUGAAUAGCCAAUGAAAAGGGGAGUUACUCCGGGUCUGAUUCGUGCUGAACUAAUUGUGCUGAAUUAGAACAAAAUAGCAAACAACUGUGUCGUAGCAGGCAGCAGCUGCACCCAACCAUAGCACUUUAAGCUGACAGCACUGUCGGUGGAAAACAAAGAAAAUGAGUGCUACCCCCGACAGAAAUGACCAUGAAGGCUCAACAGAUGACCACAUCAAUGUCAACGACAACACUGGCGUUAGGAAAACGUCGGUGGUGUGGAGGUAUUUUGUUUUUUUGAGGUCGGACAUGAAGCAGAGUAAUGUGGACUGUAAAUUAUGUCGAGUACAUGUUCUCACAAAGUCGGAGAAUACCUCAAAUCUUUUUCACCACCUGAAGCAGCGCCACGCCGCAGAGCACGCGCAACGCAAAAGGUUACAAACCCCGAGAGGAGCGAGGAGCUGAAACAGACGAACAUUCAGUCCGCUUUACGACAAAAUGUCAAAGAGACACAAAGACCUCACAGAUGCGGUAGAUUAUUGAAUUGCAAAAGACAUGCUACCAAUAAGCACUGUUAAAUAUCAUUUUCUAUAUCGUGAUAUAUAUCAAUGUUGACUGAUAUGGAAAUAUAUCGUGAUAAACUUUUUCCCAUAUCGCCCAGCCCUAACUGGAUUUCUUUGCCCACAGAUCAUCAGAUAGGGGCCUGUAUGUUCCCAAAGCUAUGAUAAAACAGGUGAAGGUGCGUUUGGUAGAAGAAUAGCUUCUUGUAUUAAUUGUUUGUAACCUCGUUUUAAGAUAUUUCAGGACAAGUACUCAUUGUUUCCAGAAACUGAUGUAAUGAACAAAAGUCUUUUCAGGCUUCAAAUCUUUCUGCACGGCCAAGGUAAGUUUGUUUGUAUAACACCAUUCCUAAGUAAGGCAAGUUCAAGGAAAUGAUAUCAACAAUGUGAUUGACACAAUGAAGUAUGAAUAGCAAAACCAACGCGACAGGUUGAGCCAGAACAGGUGCAGAACCCAAACCUCCUCAUACAUCAGAGAGGAAGAGUUGGUUUGGGGAAAAUACACAGAUAUAAAAUCACGAGAUUAAUAAAUUACUUUCUACUUUUUCUCGACAUUAAAUAUCUGUUAUUUUCAUCCUACUCUGACUUAUUUAGCAGCUUAAAAAUCCCAAAACUCAGUGUUUUCAGACGGAGGGGUUAUUUUAGUUCCUGUUUCUCUCUUUAGUACACCGUGUGCAUUUAUAUAAACAGAACUGUAGUUUUUCUCAGACUUGUUGUGUACAGCAGGGACCGUUGAAUUUCUGUUACUUCUUUUAAAUAAAGACACACAGGUGCUGCUGAGUAAACCGGCCUCAGGUGGGCUCUGUGUGCUCAGACAGGCUCGCCUGCAGCGGUUAUCGUCCUGCUGGGAAACUGCAGAAACAUCUCCUCUGUCCUCCCCAGUGUUUAAUUAGCAGCAAACCGGCUUUGAGUAAAUAACGUUCAGGAUCGGACCAAACAGAUCGAGAAAUGCCCUGAACAUAGAAUUCACAAAAAAGUGACAAAUAAGCUUCAUAAUAGAAGUAAAAUAAUAUCGCUCUUUGAUGAACUCAAGUCUCGACCGCGCAAAAUAUUUCUUUCUCACUCAGUUCCUGUCCAAAUCAGUUUUCUUUUUCAUUAUCUUUACAAGAACACAGAGAGAGAGAGAGAGAGACCACUAAUAUGCAUAAUCUUAGUCUAAUUAGCACUUUCAACAAAUUAGACCGAUAAAUACUCACGGAUUAGGAUUAACGCAGUCCGAGGAUUAAGGCAGGAAAAUAGUUUCCAGGAUUUUAGAAACUCCAGCAGACAAACACGGACUUCGACCUCUAUUAGUUUUUAACUCACAACUCCUUGGAGUCAGAGGUUACCUGCGCGUGUCAGGCGUGUAAU